UCCUUUUACCUAAAUGACUCGAGCAUGAUCCCAUGUGGCCACAACUUCUCUGAAGACCUCUGCUCCACCGUCCCUCUUCUUUAGUUUGCAUGACAAGAAGAUAAAACCUUGAWGCAGGAGGAGACAGAUUUUACAAUGGCAGCGCCUCAAAAAGCAGAGAAUGCUGCAGUGAAAAGAGGAAUUGUKAUCAAAGAUGGCUGGCCUGGCUAUAGUCUGGAUCUCUUCACCUACCCUGAACACUACCACAACGACAUCGAGAACGUUUAUAUCCCACAUGGGGUCAUCAUGAACAGGGUGGAGCGUCUCGCCAGCCACAUCAUGGACGACAUUGAGGAUGCUAAGUUGAUGGUGCUGUGCGUCCUGAAGGGGGGUUACAAGUUCUGCUCAGACCUGGUGGAGUUCAUCAAGACUCUGGGCCGCAGCUCCAACCGGUACUUGGAGACGAGGGUGGAGUUUAUCCGUUUGAAAAGCUACCUGAACGACCAAUCCACGGAGGACCUACACAUCGUUGGAAGCAGUGAUCUGUCUUUUCUUCGUGGAAAGAGCGUGCUCAUUGUUGAGGCCAUCGUUGACACAGGAAAGACCAUGAAGGCCCUUCUGAAACAUGUGGAAACCUUUGAGCCCAAAAUGGUCAAGGUUGCAGGUUUGCUUGUGAAGAGGGUCUCUAAUACGGCUGAAAGUUUAACAGACUACGUCGGAUUUGAAAUUCCCAACCUCUUUGUUGUCGGCUACGCCUUGGACUACAAUGAAUAUUUCCGUGACCUGAAUCACAUCUGCGUCAUCAGCAAAACUGGAAAAGUGAAGUACAAGAUUUGAAAAUUACAUACUUGUUUACUACAAAUUCCCUUCCUUCAAAAAGGUCUCAUUUUGUUUUGCCUUUUGGUGCUUUCAUUUAUUUAAAUGUAAUACAUUUAAAUGUGUUUGAAAAUAAAAAGAAUU
Messenger RNA from Austrofundulus limnaeus, 939 nucleotides. It is a transcript of the gene prtfdc1a, whose product is annotated as phosphoribosyl transferase domain containing 1a. Gene Ontology annotation, biological process: IMP salvage; hypoxanthine metabolic process; purine ribonucleoside salvage. Gene Ontology annotation, cellular component: cytosol. The record is from RefSeq and is a predicted model, not a curated record. Gene Ontology annotation, molecular function: magnesium ion binding; hypoxanthine phosphoribosyltransferase activity. The transcript has 10 exons. Bases 136 to 816 code for a protein of 226 amino acids. Lineage: Eukaryota; Metazoa; Chordata; Actinopteri; Cyprinodontiformes; Rivulidae.